AUGGCCUCAAAGUUUCUACGAGAAUACAAACUGGUCGUCGUCGGCGGCGGUGGCGUCGGUAAAUCCUGCCUGACCAUCCAGCUGAUUCAGAGUCAUUUCGUCGACGAAUAUGACCCGACAAUUGAAGACUCCUACCGUAAGCAGUGUGUUGUUGACGAUGAGGUCGCCCUGUUGGACGUUCUGGAUACCGCCGGCCAGGAAGAAUACUCCGCUAUGCGAGAACAGUACAUGCGCACCGGCGAGGGCUUCCUCCUGAUCUACUCCAUCACCUCGCGCCAAUCCUUCGAAGAAAUCAUGACCUUCCAACAGCAAAUCCUGCGCGUCAAGGACAAGGAUUAUUUCCCCAUCAUUGUGGUCGGCAACAAGUGCGAUCUGGAGAAGGAGCGUGUGGUCUCAGAGCAGGAGGGUGAAGCGCUGGCCCGACAGUUCGGCUGCAAGUUCAUUGAAACCUCCGCGAAGUCCCGCAUCAACGUCGAGAACGCCUUUUACGACCUCGUCCGCGAGAUUCGCCGCUACAACAAGGAAAUGUCCUCCUACCCCUCCGGAUCCGGUGCUUAUGGUGCCCGCCAGCCUGAGGGCAAGAUGGAUGUUAGCGAGCCUGGCGAGAGCGCUGGCUGCUGCUCCAAGUGUGUUAUCAUGUAA
Molecule: messenger RNA, 642 nt
Organism: Penicillium chermesinum
Lineage: Eukaryota; Fungi; Ascomycota; Eurotiomycetes; Eurotiales; Aspergillaceae
Product: Ras family protein
Exons: 4
Coding region: 1-642 (213 amino acids)
Biological process (GO): signal transduction
Cellular component (GO): plasma membrane
Molecular function (GO): GTPase activity; GDP binding; GTP binding
Source: RefSeq, a predicted model, not a curated record